CAUUUGUACACAUGUUGGUGCUCAGUGUAAUCAGCAUAUUACAUGUACAUGGUGGAUGUUUCUGUGCUGUGUGUAUUGUGCAGACCCUGUAUUGAAGUGUUCACAUGCUCCGCUGCUGAUCUCAAAAGCUUGUGUACAUUUGGGGAUCAGUUCAGACUUCACAUCCAAGUCAGGGACACCGAGCUCUUCCUCUCAUUGUCCAUUCCUUGCGCAAUCAAAACAAACCGUAUUGUGCAUUGUCUGAAAAAAAGGACACUCCAUUUGGGAAGUUCAUCAUUCUGGCCGGAGAUCCGUGGAGGGUCUGUUUUGACAGGAGGGAUUGCAGCUCCUAUUGAUUUGUUUCAAACUGCUGCAGUUUGCACUUGGAUGUUUGAAAACUUUGGAAUUUUACCAGGAGAGGUUUGUGUGAUUUGCACAGCUGAGCAUCUACGCACACUGGGUAGGACGAGCAACGCAGGGUGUCGAGUUACAGUGUUUACAGUCAAGACGUCGACACCUCUGCCUUUCAAAUCUUGCUGCUCUUGAGAUUUAAUUAUUUCAUUUCAAGAUUAAUAAUACUGUAUGCAAGAAGUGGUGAUUGUGGAUUAUUGAAUCUUGACUGUUCUUUUCUAACAAUAUCAGACCAAUCAAUCUGAUUUGAAAGGGUAGGACUACUAUGAUAUUUUUUAGUUGAAACCUGUUGGAGAUCUGAAUUUUCAGGAUCAAAACAUUUUUGAAAUCUUCCCUCAUCCUACAGUCGCUGGAUUCCAAGACCUGCACAAGAAGUGGAUCAUUCCAAUUUGUGUAUCGGCCUGAUCGCAUACGAGUAUGGAAAUCUUGAGGGCAAUCAUCUUGUGAUCAGUAUUCAAAUCAAUUCCUGCCAAUUUUUUUUAAUACAUGUACGGUACAUGUAUACGUACAUCUUGAUGUGAUCCUGCCAGCUUCGACAAGCUUUCUAGAUUUUGUUUAAAAACCAUUUCUGCAGUUUAAUACUCGAAGAGAAUAUUGAAUUUUUGCAAGUAUAGUGGAUCCUUUCUAAAUUGGAUUCCUUGCUGUCUUUGACACAGCGUUUCUUUUGGAUGAUACUUUGUGCUUUGAUGUUUGAGGAAAUUUUGCCCCUUCUCCGGAGAUUUCACAAUGUGCACUGUGGAGCGCCCAGCAAGCGGGGAGUGGUCGACACAUCGUCGACCUGUAUCGUCAGCCUACAGCAAAAUCGUCACACCACGCAUUUCAUCAACAAAAAUCUUGCCUCCUACUUCCACUUCAAAAUCAAUGAGGGACAAAGAUAGUAGUAAAAUCACAUCAGUCACAGCAACAGAAGGACCUCCGCCCGACAGAACGAAAGAAAUCUCAUACACAGACACGAGGGUUAUAGGCAAUGGCUCGUUCGGCGUGGUAUACCAGGCCAGGAUGGUCGAUACCAAUGAUCUGGUGGCAAUAAAGAAAGUAUUACAAGAUAAGAGAUUCAAGAAUCGAGAACUUCAGAUCAUGAGGAGACUAGAUCAUCACAAUAUAGUCAAACUCAAGUACUUCUUUUAUUCAAGUGGUGAAAAGAAAGACGAGGUGUUUUUAAACCUGGUCUUAGAAUAUGUACCAGAAACAGUUUACAGAGUAGCAAGGCACUACAGCAAAGCAAAGCAAACCAUAUCUCUUAUCUAUGUUAAGUUGUACAUGUACCAAUUAUUCCGGAGUUUAGCGUACAUCCAUUCAAUGGGCAUUUGUCACAGGGACAUCAAACCACAGAAUCUCCUACUCAACCCAGAAACAGCGGUUCUCAAACUCUGUGACUUUGGAAGUGCAAAGGUGCUUGUGAGAGGAGAGCCCAAUGUAUCAUAUAUCUGUUCACGGUACUACAGAGCGCCGGAGCUUAUAUUUGGUGCUACUGACUACACAUGUGAUAUAGAUGUAUGGUCAGCAGGAUGUGUGCUUGCUGAGCUGUUAUUAGGCCAGCCCAUCUUUCCCGGUGACAGCGGGGUGGAUCAGCUGGUAGAGAUCAUCAAGGUCCUCGGCACCCCAAGCCGGGACCAGAUCAAGGAAAUGAAUCCCAACUACACAGAAUUCAAGUUCCCUCAGAUCAAACCACAUCCGUGGAGUAAGGUAUUCCGAACGAGAACUCCCGCUGAUGCAAUCCAGCUGUGUAGCAGACUCCUUGAGUAUACCCCCAAGUCCAGGAUCAAACCCCUGGAAGCAUGCGCCCAUCAGUUCUUCAGUGAGCUACGGGAUCCUGGCAUCAAGCUACCCAACGGCAGGGAGCUACCCCCUUUAUUCAACUUCACAGCUGGUGAACUUGCAAGUAAGCCGUCAUUACGCACAGCCCUGAUCCCGCCACAUGUUAGUCAGAAUUCAUCCAGCUCGACAGCCCCACACGACACCCCCGAGCCAUCCACCAGCGCCACAGCAUCGUCAGCGACCGGCGGUUCUAGCAGCAAGUGACCCCACAGCAAGCCAUAGCUACGCUGCCAAAGGGCAUCGAGAACUAUCACACUAAUUACUAUUGGAGGAGAAGAGCGAGGAGUAUUUAGUUAACAGCAUGCAGAAAAAAAAUGAGUAUUUAUUCAUCACCAACUUGUAGCGGUACGGUUACUUCGUAGGAGAUCUUCAUGUAAGCUCGAGAACCUCAGGACGAGGCACUUCGUUGGUUGAAGAAUCUUCUAAGGUGAAGAUUGAGAGUGGGUUUCCUGUAAAGGCAGUUUGACACCCACUGGGUAACAUCAAGAGAAGUCACAGAGAUUGCAGACUGGCUCUCUCAAAGCUUUAAAGACUAGUCACAUGACCAUGGCGAGCGAUCACAUGACAACUGCAGCUUUGUCAACGUGCAGAGAUCUACCCCAGUCAACUAGCUGUCUUUGUCCAAAGAGUGUCGAUGCCUGGUCCUGAUGCAGAGAUCUAGAACUACUUCAGUAAUGGCUUGUACCCUGGACGGCGGAAUGUAGAAGUAACAUUUCUCAUUGCUGGCAUUGUACUUUCUGUGAUGUCUUUGUGUGUCACCUAGGAGUCUAAUUACGACGAUAGUUUGAACUAUUUGAUUUUAGAAAACCAUAAUACUAAGGUCACCUCUAUGACGGUGGGUGUUUUCCGUACCCAAGUUGAAAACUGCCAGAUGCUCAAUUGAAUUUCAUCAUCUACUUCUCUUUGUGAUUACAUAAUAGUGGGUUGAAUUCGCUGCAGAUUAGACUAGCAUCCGGAGGGGUGCUACCCCUAGAGAUCCUGCCGUGUUUGUCCUGCUCCCCUCUGGUGUGGUCCAAGAAGAUUGAGCUAGGUAUUGCAAGAAGCCGCCCAAGCCGUAGCCAGAAGGGCACUAUUCCCUGUACAAAGUCUAUUACUAAGUGCCCUUCUCGCUCCGUAGGUGUGUCUUUCUAGCCUAGUUGGGGCAUUAGAGGGGUUAGUUUUCGCUUCUUACAAUUUUUAAUCUUCUCUCCCUCGUCGGAAACCAAAUACCUCGAAUAAAAUGCAAACACGGCAGGAUUGUGAAGUAUGAAUCUCUCCCGGUGUCUGCAACGUUUUCGGUCGAUGGACCGAGUCUGUAUGGGAGACUAGUAAUAAUUAGAAUAAAUUAGUACUUGAUAUUAGUCCAUCGUCCCCAUUUUAGUAAGGACUUAUUUUAGUGUGGCCUGAAUAUUGUGUACAGAUAACUAGUGGUAUGUCUUUGGCUACAGAUGUUUCUCCCUUUCUUCACAUCAGUCGGUAACACCAAGUGCCCAAUAUUUCCUGAUAGUGUCAACAUUUUGCUUGUCUAGAUUUUGUUUAUCGGUGCCAACAAACUUCGCAGAUUGUAUCAAAUUUAUGAUGUUCAUUGCAUUCAAGUAAUGUAGGUAGGUGUUACACUUAAUCCAAUAAUUGCUCAGGAGGGCUUACUUAAAAUGCUUUUUAAAGAAGCAUUAUUAUUACUGCCAUAUUUUGUUGGUUCUGGACUUUGUAUGGGGCCGUUUGCAAUGUUUAGUUCACAUUUACCACUCCCUGCUGCAUCUGGCUUGCAAAGCACCACUGAAUGUUUAUAUGAUAUGCCACCACACUAGGCAUAUACUCAGGUACAGUGAAUUUAAAUUUGCAGCGGUGCUUUGUGCAAAUGCUGCAGAAGAUCGCGCAGUAUGUGAACGGACCUUGGCAUAUGCAAGUCCCGACUUAAAGCUUAGCUUUACAUCGUCUGAAAGUCUCUCCAAAUGCUGGCAGCUUGUAUGUUGCUAGUAAUAUCAGUACACGUGGAAAACUAUGGCAAAAAUUAAUGGUAUUGGAUUUUAUUAUGUGAGUUUAAACGGUGUGUGAAAGAUGGGGGAGAGGGGGAGCCACUGACAUACCCUAAACGUCAAUUAGACCGUGUAAAACAAAGAAAAGAGUAUUAUGGGAGGGUCUCUCAUAGGCACAGAGAUGUUUAAUGUGAUAUAUAUGAUGUACAGUUUUAUAACGUCCCAUGUCCGCACCUGGUUGGAACGGGACACUUGUGUAUAGACUUCAAAAUAAUUUAAUGAUUUUGUUUCUCGCAAAAUUAUGCCAAUGACCACGUGAUGUAUGUCAAAUGCACAGUGCUGAUGAAGAGGCGUGAAUUAUAGAAUAAUAACAGAACUAGUCAGUUAAAUUAAUGAGUACCGGUAGUCCAUAUCUUAUGUUUUUUCCCCUUUUUGUUGUGUGUUAUUUUUUAUACCAGAAUACUUUGUCCUAUAUACAUGUUAAUCGUCUGUAGACUGCCAAGCGCGGGCAGUUGUAUCCGUUCGACGCAGUAUGUAGUGGAGAUGCUUUAACUAAUUUAGCAGUAACAUAUGUAUCUUGCAUUUGUUUCAAUGUUUAUUGGUAUUGUUUUUAAAUCUGUUCUAGAGGAGCACACGACAGUUACCUCUCGUUCUUUUUAGUUGGACAUGCUCCUUUCGUUAACGAUUGCAAUAUGUAAAUGUCCCUUCGGAGGAGUAUUGACGUGUAAUUAUAUAUGCGAAUUUUUCACGAAAUACUUGCAUAGGAAUGGAAUUUUAAAUCUGUGAAUGCUUUUAAUGUGAUAUACUAGUUAUUUUAUUCAUAAUUAUUGUAGAAUUCAAUCAGUUUUUUAAGGAUUCAUUAUACGCAGGAAAGAUUGAGCAAUUAACAUAUGUAACCUUGUGAUAAUUGGAUAUUAUAUGAGAAGCCCAUCCCUAAUAUUUCUCUGUAAUCAAGGGGUUAUGUAUUUUUUUUAUAGUUAUUUUUAGGCCACUUGUUUAUCAUAAUUUCUCUCUCUCAUAUUCACCUGCACACACUAAAGUUCCGUUCAAAAGGAUAAGAUAGUGUAGCCUUGUGUAAUUAGAAUGGUAAUAAUUGCUGAUGGGUGAAGUAUCCCGGAUUGAACUAAAAUAUUAGAAACAAACCACUAUGUAAUAUGAUUUAAGCCAUCUUGAGUGUAGGGGGUGUGUUAGGGAUGUGAGGGGGGGGGCAGUAGGAGACUUUUCACUGAUGGGGGAGGGGGCAUGUCAUCGAUGAAAAUAAGCAUAACUCUUAUUCAGUCUACAUAAGUUCUACAUGAUAACUAGACCAAUCUUUUAUUUUUGGACCAAAAUGUGCGGAAGACAUUGGGACGCAAAUCUCAGAAACCUUACAAACAUAGCUUUACACCUUAUCAAAAUGGGUUGGGGUCAGAGACAAACCCGCAUUUCUCCAGCAGAUGACAACGCUGCCCCUCCUCACGAUGGCGGAUCCAGCCGGCUUAGAUACCUAACUUUGGUUAGGCCCACCCUUGUGUACAGACGAUAUGGCCCAUGAAAUGGUAUUGUCUAACCCGGCUGAAUCCGGCCCAGUCUCCUCGUGUCCAUGAUAGUAUGAAAGGGGUCCUUACAAGUGUGUUCGCGUAUGUAACAGUCCCCCAGCUAUAUUCAAAUAUAUUCUUUGUCAUUACCCCCUCAUGGUAUUCUGUGUUUGUGGUAUUGUGUGCUUUUCGUGAUAGGUUUUGCCAAACUCUGAAUCACAAUUGCCACAAAAAAAAUCAAUGCUCAACUAUCAUCAGUGUUUAUAAGAAGGCGGAAAGCAUGCAAUUAUAUUUAUAUGUAGUGAUAUACGCUUCCCUUUGAUAGGCCUUCUGUUAAACUAGGAAUGAAUAUUCUGAAACAUAAUAUCCGUUGCAUUAUUUCCGCUGUGGCGUUGAUAAUCAGGUUGCGUCAGCGCAGUGCUGUAGCAAACUCCAAAGAAUAUAUUGAUAUAUCUUAUGUAUAGUAGGCAAGUAGAAGGGAAUUUACAUUGGCAUUUUUUGUUUGAAAUUGGACAAGAAUUCUGCCAGUUUUCAUAUCGCCAUCCUCUUUUUCUCUUGUAAAUAUAUCGACCUAUUUCCCCCACUAGUAUUUUUUCCCCGAUCUAUGAAAUUUGUAUAAAAUCGUGUAAAACUGGCAGAGUUCUUGCAAAGAGAAAGCAUUAUUUGAACAAACCAAAAUGUGGAUUGUCAUUGAAUAACCAUCCAUUGUUCUUUUUCACUGAUGGCUGGUUAGAUAAUGAGUAAUUCUUAACUCAAGCAACACUAACUAAAAAGAAGCUGCCUAUAGGGGGCAGGCUUCAGAGUAUUCACUGCAGUUAUUUAUGAAGACUAACCGCUUCUCGAAUUAACAAAAUUUGAACGUAAUGUAGUUCAUUCAUCAGGACAUCAACUCUUUUCUCAAGACUCUUUUCACACGCGUUAGAUAGAUAGAGAGAAAGAGGGAGAGAGUGAUAGAGAGAGAGAGAGGGGGUGAGAAUAAAUUGACUAUGUUCAAAUAUGCUGCUGGUGUUAAAUUUCCCUUUUUAUUUCUGUUUCCAUUAAUCACACGGUAUUUUAACCAAGUACUCGCUUUUUUUUAAUUUGAAGCUGUGCAUAUGAUUGUGGAUGUUAUGUUUUAUUCUAUUAUUCGAAGGAGAAAACAAAUCAUACAGCGUUUGGAGGCUGCAACAUGAUUUUAAUGACUUUCGUUUAUAUCAAGUUAAUGCAGACUCUAUUGUUUUUUUUUCUAACUACCAACCUGACAUUUCUGAGCAGUUUGCAGCCACACCCCCGCUGUGUGUUGAAACCAUAGGUUGAAACGUCUGCUUGUUUGCGUACACUGCGUAAAUAAUCGGGCGUGUCGUUUUUAUUUGAGAAAAAAUAUCAAAAAUAUUCCGUUUUGUUUUAGAUGUUCAGUUUCGCCCAUGAAUGAUCUCGCUAUGAGUGCCAGGUUAUUCUUUCCCCUUUUAAAUUGAUGUUAAUUUUUUUUAAUAUUUUUUUUUCGUUUUCAAAUCCUUCUCUAUUAUUAUUAUUUGUUAUCCUCAGAAGGGUUUUGUAGACUGAAUUUGAUUUCCGGGAAGAGAAUUGUAAACUUAUCUACAUCAUGUAAAUAUUAUUGUAUGAUGAACGUGAUACAUUUUGUUGUUUACAAA
Messenger RNA from Lytechinus variegatus (green sea urchin), 7311 nucleotides. Its product is annotated as glycogen synthase kinase-3. The record is from RefSeq and is a predicted model, not a curated record. Bases 1117 to 2412 code for a protein of 431 amino acids. Gene Ontology annotation, molecular function: ATP binding; protein serine/threonine kinase activity. Gene Ontology annotation, biological process: regulation of neuron projection development; insulin receptor signaling pathway; protein phosphorylation. NCBI's taxonomy places the organism in Eukaryota, Metazoa, Echinodermata, Echinoidea, Temnopleuroida, Toxopneustidae. Gene Ontology annotation, cellular component: axon; nucleus; cytoplasm. The transcript has 9 exons.